Molecule: messenger RNA, 2473 nt
Organism: Rubroshorea leprosula
Lineage: Eukaryota; Viridiplantae; Streptophyta; Magnoliopsida; Malvales; Dipterocarpaceae
Source: the annotation of a GenBank genome assembly
AUGAAUUAAAUGAAUUUAAACAUGAUUAACUUUAAUUUCUUCAUCUUCUUCUUUCUCUUCAUCCUUUUCCUCAUCCUCAUCCUCGGCAUCAUCAUGUUUGUUUAUCUUCAACAUCCUAUUCGCCAUUCUUUUCAUCAUCUUGAGUUCCUUGUGGAACCCUCAUGCUGGAUUUGUGGAACUUAGAUCUGGGUUCGAGUUUUCUAAGUUCAUUAUGAAACCUAGAUUGUGUUUAAUAUUUGGAUUUGAAACUGCAGGUGCUAGGGAGAGUUUUUGGAUGCUUGAAAGCUUCCCACUUGUGUGUGAUCAGAGAUGCUUCAGAACUCUGCUGAAUUCCGCAAUCUUGGGAUGUCUAAAUCCAAAGUCUGGACCUUGGGAGCUGUCUUUGUCGGCUGCUUCUUUCUGUCUUCACUGCUUGUUGGAGCACAAAAUAAUUCCAUCCUUCAGCCUGAUGAAGUGAGUGCAUUGCGAACUAUCAAGAGAAGUUUGAUUGAUCCCAAUAAAAAUUUGAGUAAUUGGAAUCGGGGAGAUCCAUGCACAUCAAAUUGGACUGGAGUUUGUUGCUUCAAUACAACCCGGGAAGAUGGCUAUCUACAUGUCCGAGAAUUGGAAAGUUUUUGGAUGCUUCAAAACUUCCCACUUGUGUGUGAUCGGAGAUGCUUCAGAACUCUGCUGAAUUCCGCAAUCUUGGGAUGUCUAAAUCCAAAGUCUGGACCUUGGGAGCUGUCUUUGUCGGCUACUUCUUUCUGUCUUCACUGCUUGUUGGAGCACAAAAUUACAUCACUCAGCCUGAUGAAGGUAGCUUUUCUGAUUGAGAGUCUCAGGAAUUGCAACGUGCAAGGAUCAAUCCCUGACAUAAGCAGGAUACCCAGCCUAUAUUAUCUGGACCUGAGUUCAAACCAUCUAAGUGGACCCAUUCUCACUAGUAAGAUUUCAAAGAAUAUCACGACCAUUGAUUUAUCCAACAAUGAGCUUAAUGGAACUAUUCCUGCCAGCUUUUCGGGUCUACCUCUUCUCCAGAAUCUGAUACUCGCAAAUAAUUCAUUGAACGGCUCGAUUCCAUCCUCCAUUUGGCAGAACAGGACUCAAAAUGUAUCAGAGAGUCUCAAAGUGGAUUUGGAGUACAAUUCUCUUGACAGUAUUUCUGGCAGUUCUGACCUCCCCCAAAAUGUCACUCUCUGGCUUAAAGGGAAUCCUAUAUGCUCGAAUCCGACAAAUGGCAAUAUAGUUCUGUUCUGCAGAACUAAAAGUGAGAAUGAAAGUAUGAUAAGCACUGCAACAAACUCCAUCACUAACUGUCCACCAGAAUCAUGCCCACCGUCAUAUGAGUAUUCCCCUACAUUUCCUAUCCCUUGCUUUUGUGCUGUGCCUUUGCCUGUAGGAUAUCGGUUGAAAAGUCCUGGCUUUUCCGAUUUUCGUCCAUAUAUAGAAGCAUUUGAGGUGUACCUGACUAAUGGUCUCAGUUUAAAGCUUUUCCAACUGUACAUAAAUUCAUUUGCAUGGGAAGGACCAAGGCUGAGAAUGUACUUGAAGCUUUAUCCUGUUUAUAAUGCCAGUAGCAGCAAUUCUAAUUUAUUCAAUGAAAGUGAAGUCAGACGAAUUAGGAGCAUGUUCACUGGAUGGAGGAUCAAUGGUAGUAACAUAUUUGGACCUUACGAACUUAUAAACUUCACUUUGUCAGAUAUCUAUAAGGAUGAAUUUCGCAUCCCUUCAUCAGACAUGAGUCCAGGUGCAUUGGCUGGCAUAACACUGGUGACCAUUGGUGGUGCAGCUGCAGUUACAUUGUCUGCAAUUGUUUCAGUUAUUUUCUUGAGAAGGCACCUGAGGAACUACCGUGCAGUUGCAAAACGACGUCAGGGUGAGUAUCUUAAAAUUCCGAAGAUAAUGAGCAAAACAGAAAUAGAGAAAGAGUGUUGGCCUUGCAGCAAUGGCAGCAACGGCAGCAACAAAACUGAGAGUUUUGGAGGAGUUUUGGGUCCAACCUCAUUUAACCUGAGAAUGCAUUAUAAAGAUGUGCUAGCUGCAGUUUUCCACAUGACAAUGCAGUUUGGUGAUUGUGAAACUACAUUGAAUACUGCUGAGAACAGUUACUGGUUAGUGUGUUAUAUAGCAGCUUAUAAAUACUUGGGAAGCCCAGGAGUACUUCAACCAGCCAAAGACACAGCUUAGCAGCUGAGUUGGUAAUACAAACUUAUUCUCUAACCAAAACCUUGUCACGGCUCACAGUUGUAGACAAGCUGGUCAUCUAAAAGUUCUUUUGUGUACAAAACUCAGUUUUCUACUUGAAAAACAGAACUGUACCUUUUGUUGACAAUGUAAAUAUGCUGUUAUGUGUAAUUAAGCUCUAGGACUGGACCUAAAUCAGGCCAAGCUUGUGGAUUGUAUGCAUAUAAAAUCUGCUUUGAAACUUAUGAUUAUAUGCUGGCAAGUUACAUUUUGGGCUUAAGAAUGCUCUUUAUAAAUUAGUGAAAUGAUU